CCAGUUUCAGGAAAGGUUCUGGCAGACGAGCAAGCGGCUCUGUGCGAGUCUCCGGGACCUGUCUGCGCGCAACAAGGCCAGCUCCUGAGAAAAUGACCUUCGCCUCGCUCUACCUAAUCGGAUUGUUCAUCUGCAUUGGGGAAGCCGUCCUUCAAGUGACAAUUUCUCUGGGCAAAGUGGAACUCAGUGUGGGAGAAUCCAAGUUCUUCACCUGCACAGCUAUUGGGGAACCUGUCAGUAUAGAAUGGUACAGUCCUGAUGGAGAAAAGGUUAUCUCCAAUGAACGGGUAGUUGUGCAGACAGAAGGCGUGCGAUCACGACUAACCAUUUACAAUGCCAACGAGGAGGAUGCUGGCAUCUAUCAAUGUCAAGUGACGGACGCCAGUGGAAAUUCUCAGGAAGCUACAGUCCUGGUGGAAAUUUACAAAAAGCUGACCUUUCAUGACAUCACAUCGCCACAGGAGUUCAGAGAGGGAGAGGAUGCUGAGGUGAUCUGUCAAGUGAGCAGCUCUCCAGCCCCUAUGAUAACCUGGCUGCAUAACAACCAGGAUGUCACUGCUGUUCUCAGGGACAACUUUAUGAUGGUUGGUGACAGUAACUUGAAAAUCCGACGCAUUAGUAAGAAGCAUGAAGGUGUCUACAGGUGUGAGGGAAGAGUGGAAGCGAGGGGAGAAAUUGAUUUCAGAGACAUCACUGUAAUUGUCAAUGUUCCUCCCAUAAUCCAUGUGCCUGUGAGGUCAGCAAAUGCAACAGCAGAUCGACAGGAGUCUGUGACACUGAUGUGCACUGCAACUGGCUCUCCAGAACCCGACAUUACCUGGUACAGAAACGGAAGGCUGGUUGAAAACAAUGAUAAGUACUUGAUGAAGAAAAGUACCGAGCUGACAAUAAGGGACAUUGGCCGUGAAGAUACAGGGCCCUACAGCUGCAGAGCCGUGAACAAAGCAGGAAGCGUGGAAGAACAAUUGUUCCUGAAAGUCUUCGUUCAACCGCGUAUAACAUCCUUGGAGAACAAGACGGCAACAGAGAACGGCCGCGUGGAGAUUACCUGUGACGCAGAGGGAGAUCCGAUUCCAACAAUCUUCUGGAGUAGGUCUGGCAAUGGAAGCAAUUUUCUUGAAGGAGAGAAGAUCCGCAAUGAGAGGCUCGAGGUGCAGAGUCAGAAUGGGAAAUCUUCCCUGCACAUCAGAAACAUUGAACCGAGUGAUUCAGGGGCUUAUCACUGUGAAGCUAUAAGUCCAAUUGGGCGAGACCGGAAGAGCAUGCAUUUAGACAUUCAGUACGCUCCCAAGUUUCUCUCAACCCAGGUGACCUACUACUCCUGGGAGGGCAAUUCCGUCAACAUCAGCUGUGAUGUCACAGCCAACCCACAGCCGUCCAUCCACUGGAGAAAGGAAGGGGUGGUCCUCUCAGACCUGAACACGUCCGCUGUCAGCAUUUACAAGAAGGGGACCAAGAUCCUUCUGGAGAUUACUCCAGCUGUGGACAGUGAUUUUGGCAGCUACAACUGCACGGCCAGUAACCAGAUAGGAACCAGGUUUCAGGAGUUCACGCUCGUACAAGCUGCUGUGCCAUCCCGUCCAUAUGGGUUGAGAGUGCUUGCUGCAUCACAGACAAUUGCAAGAAUCUCCUUUACCAAGCCUGAUUCGCAUGGCGGUGUCCCUAUCCAUCACUAUCAAGUGGAGGUAAAGCAGGCAGAUUCCGAAGACUGGAAAUCCGUGAAUUCCAAUGGGACUCAAACUCAAGUCAUCCUCACCAACUUGAAGCCCAAUUCAACCUACCACUUCCGCGUGGCGGCUGUCAAUGGCAAAGGCCAAGGGAAACACAGUCAGAUGGAAACCUUUCAGACUCUCCCAGUCCAGGAGCCCGGACCUCCCGCAGUUCAGGGUUACAAAGGCAGCGGCAAGAACUUCAAGCUGGUGGUGACUAAGCAGGACGAUGGAGGUUCCCCCAUCCUGAGAUAUGUGCUCAAGUACCGGACUAAGGACAAGGAAGAGGAAUGGGUGCAGAAGGUAACACAGGGAGGCCAGGACUCCAUCAUCCUGGAGCAGCUCCAAUGGGACAUGCAGUACCAGGUCCAGAUCACAGCCGUCAACAAGUUGGGAUCUUCGGAGCCAACCUUCUACGAGUUCACCAUGCCGCCAAAACCUAACACCAUUGCCAACACCCUGUUCCGGAGCCUGGGUCUCGGGGCCGUCAUUGGUCUCGCUGUUGCUGCUCUCUUGCUCAUCCUGGUCAUCACGGACAUCAGCUGCUUCUUCAUGAAACAGUGCGGAGUGCUGAUGUGCAUCGCCACAAGGAUCUGUGGGAAAAAGAACAGCUCGAGCACCAAGGCCAAGGAGGCAGAAGAAGGCAAAGCAGCGUAUUUGAAGGAUGGAUCAAAGGAGCCAAUAGUGGAGAUGAGGACGGAAGAUGAACCAAUCACAAACCACGAUGGGAGCUCAGCAAAUGAACCGAACGAGACCACCCCCCUCACAGAGCCCGAGAAGUUACCUCUAAAGGAAGGAAACGGCAAAGAAUCUUUGAGUCCGGAAAACAUGGAAGAGGCGGUGCCUAAUGACAUCAUCCAGCCAAAAGAAGACUGCACCAAAGCAUGAUGGGAAGAACUCUGCGCAAGAAACAGGCAAAACACAGUUAACCCUGCAACCAAUAUUUGUAGGAAGGGGAAUCCAUAUUUGUGAGGUCAAGGCAUUAGAAUGGCUUUGGAAACUUUCCUAAGUUGCAUUAUCAGUAAUACAAGAAAUCAAAAUUUGUCCUCGUUUUUCUGGAAGGAUUUUUGGAAAAAAAAAUAUUUCUGUCUUAAUUUUUUUCCCCUUUUGCUGUUAAGAAAAUAAAAAAAAGUGUAACAUGUAAAUGAUAUUGUGGAGUUAAAGUUAAAAACAAUCUUUAUAUUGCUCUCUCUAUCUAUGUAAAUAUAUAUACAUAUAUUAUAUAGCAGACAGAAACAAUCAGUCUGUUGUUUCCCAGUCAGUGAAGUAUUAUCUAUUCUUGUAAUGCAGGAGAAUGUGACUCUGUUCCUUGUGCAACCCUUUUCCUUUCAGUCGUCCGAGAUGGAGGUGAAUAUUGUCAUCAGAUAGUUAGCAGGCUUUGGACAAUUCAAGGCAGAUAGGGUUGGUGAUUGAUAUCACCAGGAACUUCCCUUUAGAUCUCAGUUAUCACUCACCUGCACCUUGAUGUUCCUUCCUCUGGAGUUUCCUGGAUCCAGUUGACCACCUUGCCACGCAACUCAUCCCCACCCACCCCUGGCCUGUCACCCUCUCCACAAAGCUUCCCAGAUAUCGGACUGAUCUUGUUCCACGUAGCUAACUUUCUCAUUGUGUGAGGAUGCCGGGAGGAUCAUAGUGGACUUGCAGUUCCAUCUGUAAAAUGAAAUUUCUGUCCAAAACAAGUCACACACUCACUCCAUUGGCCCAACCACACAGAAGGAAAGAGUCAUUGGCUUAGCCAACAGAGAGAACCAUUGGCUCAACCACACAGAGGGAGAGAGUCAUUGGCUGAACCACACAGAGGAAGAGAGUCAUUGGCUUAGCCAACAGAGAGAACCAUUGGUCCAACCACACAGAGGGAGAGAAUCAUUGGCUUAGCCAACAGAGAGAACCAUUGGCUCAACCACACAGAGGGGAGAAAUCGGAAAAUAUAUUCUGGAACUUCAAUGUGGAACAGAAACUCUAUCUGCUGUAACAUUCUACAUUCUUGCAAAACUCUGCAUCAUAAUUCCUGUCACUAGAGGGUGAUAAAGACUUUGCUUUUUGACUUUAAGCAUUGACUUGAAGCUGGAUAUUUGGAGAUGGAGUGGAGGGGUGAUUGAAAGAAACACACAAGCCAUACAUAGCACCCAACACAGCAUUCCAAGAGGACAACCCCUUCUUGGUGAAUUGCUCCCAAAGUUCCCCUUUCGUGAAACAUCCCUAACAUCCCUUCUCCACAAAGGACACCCCUGCCCUUGUUACUUCAGCAGCAGGAACUGGUCUGCUUCCCGGGUGCCCCUCUGCCGUGCUUCUUGCUGUUCGAAGAGCGCCUGGCCACCAUUUUGUGACCAAAGUCCUCCGCCCUCCUCCCUUUGCUCCCAGCUGCCUCCGCACAGUCAGGUAGUCCUCAGCUGUAACUCUGCUCUUUGUAAGAUUUUGUGAUUUAUUUCUUCAAAUGUUCGGGAUUUUUUUUAACCUCGCUAUAAAAGAAAAGCAUUGUUUUUUUUAAGAAAAAUCAGUUUGUGACGAAGGUGUAAAGCCUCCCUCUCAACGGGUGUUACUUUUUGACCAUAUUCUGUACUCUUGCUGUUUUAUUGUUGUGUGGUUUGUUGGUUGGUUUCCAUCAGGAAGGGCCUAUCGGGACUUUAAGGGAGGAAUCCCAAUAACUACCCCCAUCUCAGUGCUUGGGAUAUGGGUCAAGGCAACCUUUGAUUGGGGGGGCUCCAGAUUAAAAACACAAGAAGGGAAAAUUCCACAUGUGAUUUGAGAAACCAUUGCCCUCCUCAAAAAGAGACGCAAAAAUCAUUCAAGGAAAACUACUUGUGGCCCGCAGGGGGGGUGAGGUGACCCCCAUUGCCUCUGUCCUUCAUUCAGUCCAGUGGCCAUUGAAUCUCAGGGCACUUCCAACUCACCGGGAAAGGCUAACUCCAAGAGGAGGCAAAAUUACACGGAGACCAAUUUUGGAAAAACUGUUCAGAGUCUCUGCCUGCGUCACCAAGGCAGAGUGGAGUAGGAACAGGAGACUCCAAAGGAAAGAAUUGACAGGGCUACUGGGUAAGGGUUUCCAGGUGGGAUGACUCAGACAGGGCUCCUAGUGUCCCAGUGGUCCCUCUCAGUGCUGCUUCCCCGAUGUUCUGAGAUUAGGGUUUGAGCUCAGUCGGUUGUACUCUACACACAGUCCAGUGGGACGGUGUGUUAUGUUCCCCUUCCAAAAUUCAGCUCCACAAUGUUGGAUUUUACCCUUCCCAACACCUGCCGGAGCCUCGGGCUACACAAGACCCUUCCCGACCACCAUUCUCGGGAGCUUUAUCACUCGAGCCUCCUCUCCUCCGCUCAGAUGAAACCUUUUGCUCGUCUCCGCGGACAGGACGAGGGGUCGCCUCUACGAAGCGCCGAAAGACGUUCCUCGCUUCCAGCACUGCCCCCUCUCUCUCUCCUCACUCUCUCGGAGCACCGCUCCCAAUGAGGGGGGGGUCACACCACACGGCCGUCUCUCGGAGAGAGCGCAGAGAGGCGAGGGGUGGAAAGGGUGAAGGUGAAAGACUGGUGCACCAAUUCUGCAAACCCCCGCCCCCUCAUUCUGCCUUGCCUCAUCCCUCUACUCAAUCCCCUCCCAGAAAGCAGAGGAAGCAGAGGGGUGGAGAGGAAGCAGGGAGAGAUCAGGACAUGGGCCAAACACAGGGAAACCAGGGCUUCUUCCUGUGGCAUAUUCUCCCAGUAGGAAGCCAUUCACCUCCCGGCCAUACCUGGGCACUUUAUUCUUAAAGGUGACACUCUGAUCAUUGGGUUGGCUGAAGGGAGUGACAUCACCAGGAAAAGAAUAGUCCUCUUAAAGGGGAAAGCUUAAGUACUAUCGCAAGAAGGAUUACACCCACAAGCUGGGGCUGAGAUUCCCUUUAAGACCCUUAUCUUUUAGAAAUCUAUCCACAAACUGAAAGUUCUGGUCCUUGAACCUGCCUCGUUGGAACACUGGGGAUAGAUUGGAUGUACAAACCCCCUCGCGUUUUGACGCUUCAGUUCUGUAACAUGACUCUCGACUUUGAGCUCAGGGUCCUGACAACAUGGUUGUUAAAAAUUGUGAAACCCACUGUACCUGGAAAACAAUGUGACAUUUUGCAAUCGGUACGUUCGAUGGGAUUGGUCUCCGGUCUGUGUCUGUACUCCAAAGCUACUGUUGUGUAUGUAUAAGAGGAAGCUGUGAUUAGUCGGUAGCCAGACUGCAGAUGUGACACCGUCUACAGAUGUGAAAGUAUCACUCACCCCCUGUGUCUUUUCUAAUUAAAUGCCAUGUGUGCAGCUCAUCCUGCAUGUUGGAAAA
Pristis pectinata (smalltooth sawfish) is the source of this 6006-nucleotide messenger RNA. Its product is annotated as neural cell adhesion molecule 2-like. Bases 93 to 2597 code for a protein of 834 amino acids. Gene Ontology annotation, molecular function: protein binding. Gene Ontology annotation, cellular component: membrane. Gene Ontology annotation, biological process: cell adhesion. NCBI's taxonomy places the organism in Eukaryota, Metazoa, Chordata, Chondrichthyes, Rhinopristiformes, Pristidae. The transcript has 18 exons. The record is from RefSeq and is a predicted model, not a curated record.